Molecule: messenger RNA, 1359 nt
Organism: Dictyostelium purpureum
Lineage: Eukaryota; Evosea; Eumycetozoa; Dictyosteliales; Dictyosteliaceae
Exons: 2
Coding region: 1-1359 (452 amino acids)
Biological process (GO): NLS-bearing protein import into nucleus
Cellular component (GO): cytoplasm; nucleus
Molecular function (GO): protein binding; nuclear import signal receptor activity
Source: RefSeq, a predicted model, not a curated record
AUGUCAAUUGAAGAGGAUAAUACACCAGGCUAUACAUUAAAAGACUCUUUAGCCGAUAUUAAAAGCAAUGACAGAGAUAAAAUAUUGAAGGGUGUUGUUUAUGUUAGAAAAGCAUUGUCUGUAGAAUCAAAGCCACCAAUUCAACAAACAAUUGAUUUGGGAAUGGGAACAGCUCUUAUUAGAUUAUUGGGAUCAGGAGAUCCAUCCAUUCAAUUAGAAGCAGCAUGGGCAUUAACAAAUAUUGCAUCGGGAACAAAUGCACAAUCUAAACACUUGAUUGACCUUGGUAUUAUUCCCCCAUUGGUCGAGUUAUUAAAGAGUGAACACUAUGAUGUUGUAGAUCAAGCAGUCUGGGCUUUGGGUAAUAUUGCUGGUAAUGAUGUUAGCUGCAGGAAUUUGGUAUUGCAAACAGACACUAUUAAACUCAUUUUAGAGAUUAUAACAAGAGGCCCAACUGUGAAGCUUACAAUAUUAAGAAAUAUUUGCUGGACCCUUCAAAAUUUAUGCAGAGGUAAACCACAGCCACCUUUUUCAACAGUUUCAAUUCUAAUUCCAUAUUUUGAAAGAAUCCUUAUAAAUACUGAUGAAGAUAUUUGCACUGAUGUUUGUUGGUCAAUGUCAUGGAUUUCUGAUACCACUAAUGAUAAUUUGAAUUUUAUUCUCAGUUAUGAAUCACUGGUAGAAAAGAUGAUUGAAUUCCUAUACCAUCCUAGUUUAUCAAUUCAAGUACCCGCUUUACGUUUUGUUGGUAAUAUUUUGACUGGUGACGAUAAUCAAACUCAAAAAAUAUUAAAUUAUAGGGGUGUUCUUCCACAUUUUGUUGGUUUAUUAAACCACAAAAAAAAGAAUGUUAGAAAAGAAGCUUCUUGGGCUAUUAGUAAUGCUGCCGCAGGUAACUCAAUUCAAAUUCAAGCAUUAAUCGAUUUCAAUGUAUUUCCAAGUUUAAUCUCCCUCUUAUCAAAAGAAAAAGAUAUUGAUGUUAAAAAAGAAGCAAUUUGGGCCCUUUGUAAUGGCAUUGCGGGAGGUACCACCCAGCAAAUCCUUUACUUUGUGAAUUUAAAUUCCAUCAAGCAUUUAUGCGAUCUUUUGAGGAUCGAUACUUUAGAUAAUAUUGUUAUUGGUACUAUAUUGGACAGUAUCGAUAGAAUUUUAGCAACAGGUCUUAGUGUUGCUCCUUAUGGUCCAGAUAGUAAUCCAAUGUUAUCAAUGUUUCAAGAUGCAGGUUUCUUAGAUAUUGCUUGCUAUUUAGAGAAUUUUACAGAUGAAAAUGUGGAUAAGUUUGAACUAAUAGGAGAAAAAUACUUUUUCCAAGAAGAUGAAGUAAUGGUCUUGGAUGAACUUGAAAAUUUAAAUAUAUAA